AUGGCGCAUCCGCCCCCGCGGAACUGGGCCAUGGCGCCGCCGUACCACUACCACGGGACGUCGCAGCAGGAGCAGGCGGUGCCAGCCGCGGAGGAUGAGAGCGGAGCCGGGUCCGGAGGGCAGGAGGCGGAGUCGAGGUCACUCCGGAUCCGCGAGCUUUUCCCCUGGAUGGACGAGGACUACCUGCGCAGCUGCUUCACCCGCUCGCCCGAGCUUGUGACAGCAGUGAUAACGCGGAACAAGGAGACCAAGCAAUCUGAGGGUUUCGGUUAUCUUACCUUUUCUGACCAUGCCACUGCUGACCAAAUCCUCCAGAGCUACAAUGGCCAGAAGAUGCCUAAUGCUGACAGGGAUUUCAGCCUCAGCUGGGUCCACUAUGCUGGUCCUGAUGAUGAUUGUGCCAUAUAUGUUGGGGGAUUGGGCUUUGAUGUUACAGACUUCAUGCUACACCACGUGUUCAAGAAUCGCUAUCCAUCAGUUAAGAGGGCAAAAGUUAUAUGGGAUUUUUUUGCUAGACGCUCAAAAGGCUAUGGGUUUGUUGUGUUUGGAGAUGUCAAUGAACGCACACAAGCAAUGACUGAAAUGAAUGGAGCAUACUGUUCUUCUAGGCCUAUGCGUAUCGGACCUGCUACCUUCAAGAGUGAUUUUCGUACACAAGGGACAUAUUCUGAUUCUAACCAGAGCAAUAGCAGACUUUUUGUUGGUCAACUUGAUUCAUGUGUGACUGAUGAGGAUCUAGAUAAAGCCUUCAGUCCUUAUGGAGAGCUUACUGUCAAGGUAAUAGAGGGGAAGAACUGUGGCUUCGUCACAUAUUCGAGCAGGGCAUCAGCUGUGGAGGCUAUGACAAUUCUAAAUGGAAGCCAGCUGGGAGAUAAUAUCAUAACAGUUAACUGGGCUCGUCCUGCUCCUAAGAAGCAGGACCAAUGGAAUGGUGUGGACUAUGGACACCCCCAAAGCUCUGGUCCCGGUUAUGGUUGCUGUCACGAGGAUCCUAACAUUCUUGGUUACACAGGCCAUCCUGGAUAUGCAUAUCACCAACAGCAGCAGCCACAGCAGACCCCAGUACAGUGA
Triticum turgidum subsp. durum (durum wheat) is the source of this 1071-nucleotide messenger RNA. The record is from the annotation of a GenBank genome assembly. Lineage: Eukaryota; Viridiplantae; Streptophyta; Magnoliopsida; Poales; Poaceae.